Molecule: messenger RNA, 765 nt
Organism: Arabidopsis arenosa
Lineage: Eukaryota; Viridiplantae; Streptophyta; Magnoliopsida; Brassicales; Brassicaceae
Source: the annotation of a GenBank genome assembly
AAUCAUCAGGCAACGGUGACCUCCGCGUCGAAUUUCAGCAAAAUCCUAUCUCCGGGAAGGGCAAAAGCUGCGCGAUUUGGGACAAAUUUUCCCGUAAAAUGUCUUUAGGGCAAAAGAGCUCGACGGAUCCUGGUGCGAUGCUCACUUCUCUUUUGAACAAGCGAGAGAAGCUUCGUCAAGAGUUACGAAGCAUCGAGAAACAGGUUUAUGAAUUGGAGACAAGCUAUCUUCAAGAAUCGAGUCAUAUAGGAAAUGCUUUGAAAGGUUUUGAAGGGUUUUUGUCUUCCUCCAAGAGUACUGCUAGUGCUAAGAGGUCAAGGAAGUUUCAGCCUGAAGACAGAGUCUUUUCAUUGUCCUCAGUUACAUCACCAGCUGCUGAAGAACUUGGUGUUGGAAGAGAAGAUGGACGAGCUGAAUUAGGGCCAGGGCGAUCCAAGGGUGGUUUGUCGACACAGGGAAAGCCGAAGAAAGGGAGAGGACAAUCAAUAGCAAGAGAGGCAAAGAGAAGCAGACCAUCUACAGAACCAGAUUAUGAAGAUGAAGAUGAUCCGGAUAUGAAUAUGUAUGGGCAUGGUUCACUCAUCUAAGGCAUUUUCUGUUUUGGUGCUAGAAACAGUAAGAAACAAAUCAGCUUGUAACCAUUUUUUUUGCAUCCUAGAACAGAACUGAACCGAACGAAGUAAAUCUAGGAACUAAUGUGCCAGCUUUUAUAUCAUCCAUUAUUAUGAAGUUGCAGUGAGGGUUUAAUCAAAUAGUUGAAGUUAU